Messenger RNA from Leguminivora glycinivorella, 460 nucleotides. RefSeq lists its product as uncharacterized. The coding region runs from base 45 to 392 and encodes 115 amino acids. The record is from RefSeq and is a predicted model, not a curated record. The transcript has 3 exons. Lineage: Eukaryota; Metazoa; Arthropoda; Insecta; Lepidoptera; Tortricidae.
ACUAUUAGAUUUUGGCUGCUCGUUAUCAGUCUAAAUUAGUUCUCAUGUCGCUCAUACACUCACUGCUCGUGGGCAUAGCACUAGUUGCUGUCGUCCGCGGCAAUAUGAGCAGUUGCAUCAUGAAGGAUCUCGGGCACCAUGGUCCCUUCUUAAUUGACUAUGCUGACAGGCUUCCCAGCGGGACAACCACGAACGUGAAAAUACCAACGAACAUCUGCUCGCCACCAAUGAAGACUGUCGGUGUGAUAAUUAAUGUGUGCAACAAUAACUUUAACAACACGCACUCAGCCAUGAUCGACGGACCGUCGGAGGACACUUUCUCUCCUGUGGACAUCACCUGUCGGGACCCGACCGGCUGCUCGCUUUUCGUUAAUAUAUUUUGCGGGAAAUAAUAAUAUAGAAUGUUUAACGAAAAAGAAGACGAACAUGUAAUCACCGAUAAUUAUAAAAGUGCACGUAA